GCCUAGCUUCAGUCGCAUGAUGAGAGCAGCGCCGCUUGCAUCGUUAGGUUUCUGGUUCUGGCUGGGAUUAGGCCUGGGACUGGUAGUGGUGCUGCAAAGAACUGGAGACUCCAAUCUAGUUUUGGCUAAGCGGUUUCUACGGUGCGAACUAGCCCGUAAGCUGCUCGAACAACAUGGUUUCGAGCGUACUUUGCUUUCCAAUUGGAUUUGUCUUCUGGAGCAUGAAAGCGAACUGGACACCAGCCGAACCAACACAAAUCCGAAUGGCUCCAAGAACUAUGGACUAUUUCAGAUCAACAGCAGAUUCUGCCAGGAAGGACGCAAGGGUGGUACCUGCAAUGUCAAGUGUGAAGAUCUCUUAGAUGAUAAUCUGAGGGAGGCUGCCGCAUGCGCAAAAAGAAUCCAAACAUCGGAUGGUUUCCGGCACUGGAACGGUUGGCAGCGCUACUGUCGCAAUACUCAAAACUUGCCCAAUCUGAAGGUCAUCUGUGGCAUCUAGAAUAUUGAUAACACUAUAUACACGUUAUUUUAUAUAGGGGCUAAACUAGUUGGACAACAUUUAAAUAUCCCAUAAAAAACACAUUGUAUUGAUGCAUAAUAUAUAAAAAUAUGUAUGUAUGUACAAGAUCUCAGGCA
Molecule: messenger RNA, 636 nt
Organism: Drosophila bipectinata
Lineage: Eukaryota; Metazoa; Arthropoda; Insecta; Diptera; Drosophilidae
Product: lysozyme
Molecular function (GO): lysozyme activity
Source: RefSeq, a predicted model, not a curated record